Molecule: messenger RNA, 1365 nt
Organism: Scedosporium apiospermum
Lineage: Eukaryota; Fungi; Ascomycota; Sordariomycetes; Microascales; Microascaceae
Exons: 7
Coding region: 1-1365 (454 amino acids)
Biological process (GO): proteolysis
Molecular function (GO): cysteine-type endopeptidase activity
Source: RefSeq, a predicted model, not a curated record
AUGUCGGGAUUCUCGGGCUAUGGUGGGGGCUACGGUCCGCCGCAACCUCCCCCAGGCGGUUACUACCCCCCGCACACGCAACCUCUUCCUCACCCUCAGCAUCCUCCCUACACCCUCUAUCCACAGCCGAUGCCGCCGCAGUUUCCCCCUCAGGUACCUUUCGGCUACCCUCAGCAACAACCACCGCCUUACGCAUACGCUCCCCCGACCACUCUUCCGCAGCAACCCUACCCCCCAUUUGCUAAUCCCUCUCCGCACCCGGGCCAAACUAGUCCAACGACGGGACCCCUUCCGCCACAACAGCAGCAGCCACCUCGAGGUCAACCGCAGCAGCAGUCUCCAGGAUCUCAGGCCGGUAGCCAUAACAGCGCGCCCCUCCCUCUCCCUCCGACUGGCGCGCAACAAUUCGGCCACGGCGCACCUCCCUCCUACGCCUAUCAGUACUCGAGGUGUACGGGCAUCCGAAAGGCCCUUCUUAUCGGUAUCAACUACUUUGGCCAGCGUGGCCAACUGCGGGGAUGUAUCAACGAUGUGCGCAACAUGUCGGCCUACCUGGUGACGCACUUCGGCUACAAGAGGGAGGACAUGGUUAUUCUCACAGACGAUCAACAGAAUCCCAUGAGCCAGCCGACGAAGCAGAAUAUUCUGAGGGCGAUGCAUUGGCUAGUGAAAGACGCGAGGCCAAAUGAUGCGCUGUUUUUCCAUUACUCGGGACACGGAGGGCAGACGAAAGAUCUAGACGGAGACGAAGUAGACGGAUAUGAUGAAGUCAUUUACCCUGUUGAUUUCCGACAAACGGGACAUAUUACCGACGAUGAGAUGCACCGGAUUAUGGUCCAACCUCUUCAGGCCGGCGUGAGGCUCACAGCUAUCUUCGACUCGUGUCACUCGGGUACCGCCCUCGAUCUUCCCUACAUUUACUCGACGCAGGGAAUCAUGAAGGCACCCGACCUUGCAAGAGAAGCGGGUGAGGGCCUCCUCCAAGUUGUAUCGUCUGGUAGUCUUAGCGAGGCGGCCAACGGCUUUACCUCUCUGUUGAAGAGGGCAGCGACGGGCCAGGAGGCUCACGAGAGGACGAUGAUGACAAAGACGUCGCCUGCUGAUGUAGUGAUGUUUUCGGGCAGCAAGGAUAACCAGACCUCUGCUGACGAAAACACCGGUGCCAUGUCCUGGGCCUUUAUGUCGGCCCUCAAGAAGAAUCCCCAACAGAGCUACGUCCAACUGCUCAACAGCAUCCGCGACGAGCUCUCCACGCGUUAUACGCAGCGUCCUCAGCUCUCGUGCAGCCAUCCUCUCGCACAUGACGCCGAGCUCCGCGGUCGCCAUGGUUUUCCUGAUUCUACUUUUCCUACCAUGUCGAGUUAA